AUGAACCGAUAUGGCGUAGGCGGCACCUCUAUAAAAUUGAAAAGACCGAAGAAGCCGAACAAUAAAACUACGGUCGUUGCGAUCUUGACAACCCGGACUAACGAUCUGGAAAAAUAUUCCGGAUUUUUGAGUCUAGAUCCCGGUGUUGGAUGUGGUAAACUAUGUAGUUGCAAGUCCAAAAACGCCGGUUCGGAAGUCGGAACUAAAUCACGUCGUGAAAUCUGCAAGAUUUACACAAACGGCGUGUUCCUAAAGGUCAAUUCAACACAGGCCAGAGAGACUUGUGUGACGCUACGAAAAAUGUCUACUCGACGAUCGAAUGUAUGA
Macrosiphum euphorbiae (potato aphid) is the source of this 327-nucleotide messenger RNA. The record is from the annotation of a GenBank genome assembly. NCBI's taxonomy places the organism in Eukaryota, Metazoa, Arthropoda, Insecta, Hemiptera, Aphididae.